This is a messenger RNA of Hypomesus transpacificus, 2120 nucleotides long. RefSeq names its product protein tyrosine phosphatase domain containing 1b (gene ptpdc1b). Gene Ontology annotation, molecular function: protein tyrosine/serine/threonine phosphatase activity. Gene Ontology annotation, biological process: cilium assembly; protein dephosphorylation. The record is from RefSeq and is a predicted model, not a curated record. Lineage: Eukaryota; Metazoa; Chordata; Actinopteri; Osmeriformes; Osmeridae. The coding region runs from base 85 to 2052 and encodes 655 amino acids. The transcript is spliced from 9 exons.
CUGUCAUGACAGUGGAUGUAACCCUGAGUGAGCCAUCAUACUACACUCCACCAGCAGACAGGAAGUGGAGUCGUCUGCCCCUUCAUGGAUUUUUUCAGGAGACCCAGGGCCAAGUACACUGUGGUGGGGGAGACAAUACGUUAUGUCAUCCCUGGGCACAUGCAGUGCACCUACUGGUGCGGGGGCCAGGCCUGCAAGUAUGAUGACCCUUCUUACUGGAGUGAGGACAAGCAGGCCAUCAAAGGAAUCUAUUCCUCAUGGAUCACUGAUAACAUACUUGCCAUGGCCAGACCCUCCACCAAAACCAUUGAAAAGUACGAGAUCAUCCACCAGUUUAGAAGGUGUGGAGUCAAAACAGUCAUAAACCUGCAGAGGCCUGGUGAGCACGCCAGCUGUGGAAACCCUCUGGAGCCUGAGAGUGGGUUCAGCUAUCGGCCCGAAAUCUUCAUGGAGAAAGGCAUAUAUUUCUACAACUUUGGCUGGCAUGACUAUGGAGUGACAUCGCUGACGACAAUCCUGGACAUGGUGAAGGUCAUGGCCUUCGCAGUGCAGGAGGGCAAGAUGGCCAUCCACUGUCACGCUGGUCUGGGGAGAACAGGUGUGUUAAUAGCAUGUUUCCUGGUCUACGCUACCAGAAUGUCAGCUGACCAGGCCAUCAUCUAUGUGCGUGCCAAGCGUCCCAACUCUAUUCAGACCCGGGGCCAGCUCCAGUGUGUGAGGGAGUUUGCCAAGUUCCUGGUCCCCCUCAUGAGUGUGUUCUCCUGUGCUAAGCCCCUGACUGAGCCGGUCAGCUUGUCCCAGUACCUGACCCGUCAGAGACACAUGCUGCAUGGCUAUGAGCGCCGUGAGCUCAGAUACCUGCCCAAGAUCAUUGAGCUGGUUUGCAGGCUGCUGCUGGACAUCGCUGAGAACCGGCAGGUCAUCGAAGAAGACAUCCUGGAGGUCCCUGACAUCACUGCUGAGAUGGAGAGGAACAUUCAUGACCUGGACUAUGACUUUGGGGGGGAUGUUGGGGGGGAUGUUCCCCGUCUACCAGGCGCUCCCACCCUGCCUAGACAUGCCAAGGAGCCACCGAUCUUUUACCACCGCAAGACUCUGAGCUACAGUGAUACGGAUCUGCGGCGCCUGGGCUCUGAACUCAACCUGCUGGCCAACCCUCAGACCUCUGUCUCCCAUAAGAACUUGCCUGAGGCGUGCAGCGCUUCUGAAGGAAACCCGCCCGGAGCUAAGACCAGAACUCGUGUCCAGUCCACCACCAGCUUUAGCUCUGCUGGGUCCCUCUGGGAAAAGAAGAAUAUCAUGACUCAAGAAGAUUAUUCACUCGUAAUGAGGAUAAAGCGGAAAGAUGUACAACAAAGUGAGUCCAUGGGUGACCCACUAAAUACAUCCAAGAGUGGAAACUUUUUAACCAGGUGGAAAACAGAGCAGAGAAAGGAGUUGACAAACCAGGUCGAGGAGCCUCAAGGCAAAAAUGAGGAAGAGGAGAAGUCCGAGGUGCCCUUCAUUACCAUCCAGACAGAGCUGUCUCUAGAGACUAGGAGGCUACUGGUGGCCCAGGCCCUGGCUGUGGACCUAGAGAAGGAGGGAGAGACCAAGCACAAAUACAGGGUCUCUGUCUGGAAGGGAGAGUUGAACCUACAAGGGGCAUGGGAGAGGCUGUACAUGGAGCGAGACCCCUUUGUUCUCACAGGGCUGAUGUGGGCGUGGCUAGAACAGCUCAGAGAGCCAGUCAUCUCCACCACAGCUGUCCAGAGUCUGGAUACAAACAACUUAAACCCUCAGACUGUCCUGGACACCCUGGACCAGGGCCCCAAACUGUCCCUACUGUGCAUCCUAGACUGUAUGGCUCAGAUCCUCCUCAUCCCUGAGGAGGUGGAGGCUGCUUUUCUGGACCGCACCAUCAAGGCUUUCACACAGUUGGAGAAGAGCUCAGAGGAGGGUAUUGAGGUGUAUAAGACCAUGACAGACAUUCUUAGACUCGUCCUCCAUGACAAGAGGCUGACUGCCAUUGAGGAGGAAGCCAUGUUGGAAAUGUCUGUCUUCUCUGAGUAAGAGCCCACCUAAAACGGCUCACCAUGUUCCAGAAAGAACACUGCCAUCUACAUUGUGCCUUCCUGUAA